AUGAAGCCCAAGGUUUAUCAAUUCCUCGUCGGAGUGUUUGCGUCCUUUGGAUCGCUGCUCUUCGGUUAUGAUUUGGGUGUCAUUGCCCAGGUCAUUGCCUCUCAGUCGUACAAAGAGACCUUCAACACGUCUGAUACCUCUCCCGAAACUGGUGCUGUAGUUGCUCUGUUCACAGGAGGUGCCUUCUUUGGUGCUGGGUUUGCCAGUCCCACAGCUGAAUACCUCGGUCGACGAUGGACCAUUACGAUCGGUUCAAUCAUUUUCCUCCUCGGAGGCGCUCUCCAAACUGGAGCUCCUCAGAUCUCAUACCUCAUGGCUGGUCGAUUCCUCGCUGGUCUCGGUGUCGGUUUCCUCACCAUGAUUAUCCCUCUCUACCAAGCCGAAAUUGCCCACCCUUCGAUUCGAGGCCGAGUUACCGCUCUCCAGCAAUUCAUGUUGGGCAUCGGUGCCCUUAUCGCGAGUUGGACAGGAUGGGGCACAUACAACAACUAUACCGACAACCGACAAUGGCGAAUCCCCCUCGGUAUCCAGUGUAUUCCCGCGCUUAUCCUCGGUUCGCUCAUCUUCGUCUUCCCCGAGUCGCCUCGCUGGCUUAUGGACCAGGGUAAGCAGGAAAAGGCGCUGCAUACCCUUGCUCGUCUGCACUCCAAUGGCAACGUCGACGACGCCUGGGUGCGAGCGGAGAUCGAGCAGAUUCAGGAAAGUAUCGCCGAUGAGCAAGCCAACUCAGCCAAGUCCUACAUGGAGCUUUUCCGAAACAUGUCAUGCUUCCGUCGUCUUCUGAUUGCUUGCGGUCUCCAGGCCUCAAUCCAGAUGACUGGUGUUUCUGCUAUUCAGUACUACUCUGUUACUAUCUACGAGCAGGCUGGCAUUGGCGCUUCCGAUGCUCUCAAGUACCAGGCCAUCAACUCUAUCAUUGCUCUUAUCGCCCAGGCUCUUUGCAUUGCCUUUAUCGAUCGUUUCGGUCGUCGAUGGACUCUGAUCUGGGGUAACCUGUUCAACUGCCUGACCUUCAUCAUUGCUACUAUCAUGCUGGUUGUCUACCCUCCUGGUUCUGGUAGUGCUGCUCAGGGCUGGGGUUUCAUCAUUGUUACUUGGGCCUACAACUUCUCCUUCUCAGCCACUUGCGGACCUCUAUCCUGGAUCAUCCCUGCCGAGAUCUUCGAUACCCGCACUCGUGCCAAGGGUGUCUCCCUCGCCACCAUGACCUCCUUCGCUUUCAACACCAUGAUCGGACAGGUCACCGGUAUUGCCAUGGGCUCUGUCGGCUGGAAGUACUACCUUGUCUUUGUUGUCUGCAACUUCACCAACGCCCUUUGCGUCUGGGCUUUCAUUCCUGAGACCAAGCAGCUUCCUCUCGAGGAGAUGAACUAUCUGUUCACCAACGCUCCCUGGUUCAUUCCUUCAGUUGACAAGAGCCAGUACACUGCCGAUUACCAGGCCGACUUGGCUCGCCGGGCUGAAAGAAUCGAUGAGAAGUUGACUGCUGAGCACGAGACCGGCGAGCACGUUUCCAAGAUCUAA
Messenger RNA from Fusarium coffeatum, 1524 nucleotides. RefSeq lists its product as uncharacterized. The coding region runs from base 1 to 1524 and encodes 507 amino acids. Lineage: Eukaryota; Fungi; Ascomycota; Sordariomycetes; Hypocreales; Nectriaceae. Gene Ontology annotation, biological process: transmembrane transport; carbohydrate transport. Gene Ontology annotation, molecular function: carbohydrate:proton symporter activity. The record is from RefSeq and is a predicted model, not a curated record. Gene Ontology annotation, cellular component: membrane. The transcript is spliced from 3 exons.